AUGGGGAAUGUCAACCAGUCGCCCAAAGACACGAAUCCCACAGUCAGAGUAGAGGGUACAUAUUGGAGGGUGGACUGUACAGAACAGAGCGAGUACAGAGGCUUGCGGUUUUGGCUGAAGGCGGCUCGACGUGAGCCUCGCGAGCCUUGUGUGCUGCACUGUCUCGGUGUCCGUCACGUUGGUCACCUUUGCUUCGGUAUGGUCGCCACAGAGGUGCUUGGAAUGUCUGUCACAGCACUGGCGGGCGCUAGUGUAACAUUCAUUGGAGCCGCAAGCACGGCGGCGUCGAGGUUCGGGUUGCCUUUCUUUUACCUCUAUGGUAUGGGAACCUUGCUCGCUGGGCUCGCGCUCACAGCAACCUGCAUCAUCAGGGGCGAGCUCUCACAGCUGUCCUGGGGUUGCUGGAAAUGGGUCAUCUUGAGAGGCGUCUUCGGCGCGAGUGUCUUUUCCUUGACUUUGAUGGCUGUCUCAUUCGGUGCGUCGCUGGGAGACGUAAACGCGCUUUCUUGCAUCAACAUCGUAAUGUCCGCGUUGUUGGGGCGUGCUUUCCUUGGCGAGGCAUUGCACCCUCUUCACGGCCUUGCGCUGCUCAUGAGCGUUGUGGGCGCAGUACUCGUAUCGAAGCCUGAGUUUCUCUUCGGUGGUGCCAGCAUGAAUCGGGCGCCAUUGCUUGGCUACGCCACGGCGCUGGCAGCCGGGGUAGCUUCUGGGGGGACUUUCAUUGCUGCGCGAAGGGCACAUGACAUCAGUCCCCUCGUGAUGACCACUUCCGUCAUGGUAAUCGAGGGGGGCAUCAGUUUUGUGCUGCCUCUAGCCGGCAUGGUAAAUGAGCUGCCUCUGCAGAGCGUAUUUGCGGCUCCGCUGAGGACGACGGUUGCGCUGAUUGCUUUCAUGGCUCUCAGCAUCUUCGCGUCGGGAGCCAUGAGCCUCGGCGCGCAGCUGUGCCCUGCUGCUCUAAGCUCCACCAUAUUUUCGGCCACCAGCAUGGCGCUGGGAUACGCCUUCCAGUUCUUGCUGUAUCGCCAUGGACCUGAACUACUUACAACCUUUGGAGCUACAUUGAUGUUGAGUGCAGUUGCGUUGAUGGCGUUCGCCCGGUGGCUGUAUCACCCUCCCGUCGAGAUAUCCGUGGGUCAGACAGCACGAGACGAUGUCAGCCAGGCGAGUGAACAGUCUUCGGUUAGCUUGGUGAGCUUUGUGGCAUCAGAGUGGUCGGCUUUCUCCCCCAGAGCCGUGAGACUGAGGCAGCGCACAAGUUCAGUCACUACAGCUCUUCCAGUAGCUUUUCCUGUUGGCGUUCCAUUCGCCUGA
Molecule: messenger RNA, 1311 nt
Organism: Prorocentrum cordatum
Lineage: Eukaryota; Dinophyceae; Prorocentrales; Prorocentraceae
Source: the annotation of a GenBank genome assembly